UCCUAACCGAACUAUAUAACAUCUUUAAAUCCAACAUGCUCAAUCAACAAGUUAGGCAAAACCACAAAAAGAGUACAAAGUUUGGUAACAUUAAGACUUUGGUAAAAUAGUACGAAGUUUCAAAUUGCGUUUGUAUUUAUUAUUCCUGCCCCCAUUUGCGGGUUCAACACGCCCAGAUUCUUGAUUUUGUGUUCCUCUUGAAUAGGCUUGAGUAUUCAGAAACUUUGUAUUUUACCACCCAAUGGAACACAGUUUCAGAUUACCAGUUUUCUUCUUGUUAUGUGCCUCUAUAGCGUUCAGUGCAGAAUCCAAGUGUAGCAGGGGUUGUGAUUUAGCUCUAGCUUCCUACUAUCUAUCACAAGGUGACUUGACAUAUGUAUCAAAGCUUAUGGAAUCUGAGGUUGUUUCAAAACCUGAAGAUAUUCUCAGCUACAACACUGACACCAUAACAAACAAAGACCUGUUGCCUGCCUCUAUCAGAGUGAACGUUCCAUUCCCUUGUGACUGCAUUGAUGAAGAGUUUCUUGGCCAUACUUUUCAAUACAACCUUACAACAGGAGACACUUAUUUGUCCAUUGCCACUCAGAACUACUCUAAUUUGACCACUGCUGAGUGGUUGCGGAGCUUCAACAGAUAUUUACCAGCUAAUAUUCCUGAUAGUGGGACUCUUAAUGUCACCAUUAACUGUUCCUGUGGGAAUAGUGAAGUUUCCAAGGAUUAUGGAUUGUUCAUCACGUACCCUCUUAGACCUGAGGAUUCUUUGCAGUCGAUUGCCAACGAGACUGGCGUUGAUCGUGACUUGCUGGUUAAGUACAACCCGGGUGUAAAUUUUAGCCAAGGGAGUGGUCUGGUUUAUAUUCCAGGAAAAGACCAAAAUGCUAUCUAUGUGCCCCUUCAUCUAAGCUCUGGAGGUCUUGCGGGUGGUGUUAUUGCUGGAAUAUCUAUUGGAGUAGUAACAGGACUUCUGCUAUUGGCAUUUUGUGUGUAUGUUACAUAUUACCGAAGAAAGAAGGUAUGGAAGAAGGAUUUGCUCUCAGAAGAAUCCAGGAAGAACUCUGCUAGAGUUAAGAAUGUCCCUCUUUCAGAUGAAGCCUCUGGUGAUUCGGCUGCAGAAGGUGGUACUAACACCAUUGGCAUUAGGGUGAACAAAUCAGCAGAGUUUUCAUAUGAGGAACUAGCCAAUGCCACAAAUAACUUCAGUUUGGCUAAUAAAAUUGGUCAAGGUGGUUUUGGGGUAGUCUAUUAUGCAGAGCUGAAUGGAGAGAAAGCUGCAAUAAAAAAGAUGGACAUACAAGCAACAAGAGAAUUUCUUGCGGAAUUGAAAGUGUUGACACAUGUUCAUCACUUGAACCUGGUGCGCUUGAUUGGAUAUUGUGUUGAGGGCUCCCUUUUUCUUGUCUAUGAGUACAUUGAGAAUGGCAACUUAGGACAACAUCUACGUAAAUCAGGUUUCAAUCCUUUGCCAUGGUCUACCCGAGUUCAAAUUGCUCUGGAUUCAGCCAGAGGUCUUCAAUACAUUCAUGAGCAUACGGUACCUGUAUAUAUCCAUCGUGACAUAAAGUCGGAAAACAUUUUAAUAGACAAAAACUUCGGUGCAAAGGUUGCAGACUUUGGAUUAACCAAGUUGAUUGAUGUUGGAAGUUCAUCACUUCCCACUGUUAAUAUGAAGGGCACAUUUGGUUACAUGCCACCAGAAUAUGCAUAUGGCAAUGUUUCUCCCAAAAUAGAUGUCUAUGCUUUUGGAGUUGUUCUUUAUGAACUAAUUUCUGGUAAAGAAGCAUUGAGCAGAGGUGGUGUCUCUGGUGCUGAACUAAAGGGCCUUGUAUCUUUGUUUGAUGAAGUAUUUGAUCAGCAAGAUACCACAGAAGGUCUUAAAAAACUGGUGGAUCCUAGGCUUGGAGAUAACUACCCAAUUGAUUCAGUUUGCAAGAUGGCACAACUUGCUAGAGCAUGCACAGAGAGCGAUCCACAACAACGUCCAAAUAUGAGUUCUGUUGUGGUUACUCUCACAGCACUUACUUCAACUACUGAGGAUUGGGAUAUUGCUUCCAUCAUUGAAAAUCCAACUCUUGCAAAUCUAAUGUCUGGUAAAUAAGAAAAGGAAUGUAGAAUACAACUGUUACCAUUUUUUUUAUUUUUACAAUGGUGUAGUGAAAUUCGAACCUAUGAACUAUGCAUACUAUAAGGCCGACUUUAGUGAUUUACCGUACACAUGUUACCAUUUAAUUCUUCUGUUGCAAAACAAAUUUAUGAUAUGCCACCAAAAAAAGAAAACAAAUAUGCACCAAGUUCUAUUGCUUGUAGUCUGAUUUGCAACUAAGGGAUUCUUUUGUAUCAGUAAACAAACUCCGUUUCUUCA
This is a messenger RNA of Glycine soja, 2359 nucleotides long. RefSeq names its product lysM domain receptor-like kinase 3. The coding region runs from base 242 to 2095 and encodes 617 amino acids. Gene Ontology annotation, biological process: innate immune response; protein phosphorylation. Gene Ontology annotation, molecular function: transmembrane receptor protein kinase activity; ATP binding. The transcript has 12 exons. NCBI's taxonomy places the organism in Eukaryota, Viridiplantae, Streptophyta, Magnoliopsida, Fabales, Fabaceae. The record is from RefSeq and is a predicted model, not a curated record.